AUGGACAAUUUAUUCCGUGUUACCCACAAACCUCCGCUCAUCGGUCAUUUCACCCAGGCCCUGAGGGACCUCCCGCACUCACGCCUCGAGUAUCAUCAGCUGAUCAACACUUACGGCACCCACUACGUGUCCCAGCUGCAGCUGGGGGGCCGGGUGCGGGACGUGACGGCUGUGAGGGUCUGCGAGGCGGCGCUGGAUGGGGUGACGGCUGACGAGGUCAAAGACUGUCUGAGCCUGGAGGCCUCCAUCAGCAUCGGGGCAGGGAAGGGCAAGGCUGAGGUGGCCUUCAGCCAGUGUGAGGAGCAGAAGAAGAAGCAGAACUUCAAGCGGAGCUUCCAUGAGACCUACAGCGAGCGUCACACUGAGGUGACGGGCGGCAACAGCCACGCCGACUUGCUGUUCUCUGAGGGGCAAGACACCGAGGUUUUCUCAGCCUGGAUGGAGAGCCUCAAAGCCAGCCCCGGCCUGGUGUCCUACUCGCUGCGCCCCAUCCACACCUUGGUGAGGCAGGACAACCCCAAGCGGGAGGCGCUGAGGCAGGCGAUGAGCGAGUAUGUCACCGAGAGGGCCCUGUGGAGGAAUUGCACCCACAGCUGCCCCCCGGGGACCCAGCGCAGCGCCCAUGACUCCUGCUCCUGCGUCUGUCCCGGGGACGGCUCCACCGACACCAUGUGCUGCUCACGGGAGCGGGGCCAGGGGAAGCUGACCGUGACAGUGGCAGCUAGCAGCCUGUGGGGCGACCACACCAAGGUCUACAUCCAGGUAUCCUUCCAGGGCCAGGAGGUGCAGACGGAAACCAUGUGGAACACUGACAACCCGGUCUGGGGUCCCUACGGCUGGGGAAGACCAGCCAGCUCCACCUCCAGGUCUCGGACGUACAACGAGCCGCUGCACUCCAGGGAGGGUCAGUGCCAGGUCUGGCACCACCCUCCCUCACAGCACCCCAUUACCCCAGCACCUCACGCCCCCCUCCCUCGUCAAACCAACCCCUCCCCCGGCAGCCCCAGUGUUCCUCGAGGGCCCAUUGUCUCGAUCAGGAAGUGGCAGGUGAAAAUGCCUCACCAGCUUCCCAGGUAG
Gopherus evgoodei (Goodes thornscrub tortoise) is the source of this 1077-nucleotide messenger RNA. Its product is annotated as perforin-1-like. Gene Ontology annotation, cellular component: membrane attack complex. Gene Ontology annotation, biological process: immune response. NCBI's taxonomy places the organism in Eukaryota, Metazoa, Chordata, Testudines, Testudinidae. The record is from RefSeq and is a predicted model, not a curated record.